Messenger RNA from Striga asiatica, 3639 nucleotides. NCBI's taxonomy places the organism in Eukaryota, Viridiplantae, Streptophyta, Magnoliopsida, Lamiales, Orobanchaceae. The record is from the annotation of a GenBank genome assembly.
AUGGGGGAAGCCAAACAACCAAGUGGAAAGUGCCCAAAGCUUUCAGAUGGAGAGCAAAACAUGGGCUCGAUCGAUAGGCUGAGCAGCUUGCCGGACGAAGUCAUAUGCCAUAUUCUCUCUUUCCUCCCGACUAAGCGCUCAGUGGCGACAAGCAUUCUUGGAAAAAGAUGGAGAUUUCUAUGGGCCCAUGUACCCUGUUUGGACUUUAGUGGAGACGAUUUCAAAGAAGAAGGAACACAUGCCUCGAACAGUUUCUGGGAAGAAGAAACACAAGACUCGGAAGCCUCGGACAUCAUCCACAGGGUUAUAUUGCAGCACAAGGCAGAAAGAAUGGAUACUUUAACACUCUCUUACGUCAAAUUCAACGAAUAUCAACUGGAGGCAUGGAUUACAACCGCCAUCGACCGUAGUAUCCGGAAUCUUUAUCUUCAACUUAACUUAUAUACAUUCCCUCGAUCUCUCUUCAACUGCAAAACCAUUGUCGACUUGAAGCUUGAUAACUAUAGAGCGUCACUUUCUGCUGUGGACAAUGUGUCUCUGCCUAGCCUCAAGAAGUUACAUGUUAAUAAUGUAGUGUGUGAGAAUGAUGAUGCGCUUCCUCGCUUUCUUUCCGGCUGUCCAUUGCUCGAGGAGUUGAAUAUGGCAAUCUACUUUCAAUAUGAUUAUGCUGGCUGCAUAAAUAUAUCAUCACCCACAAUAAAGAAGCUUAAGCUCGAUAUUGACUAUUCGUUUCGUCCAUUUAACCUUGAAUAUAGGAUCAUAAUAAAUGCCCCGGCACUUAGGUAUCUCCAAGUGUAUGGCUAUGAUUUUGCUUUGGAGUGGAUAACAAUUCCUAUAACCAUGAACUCCUUAGUUGAGGCAGAUAUCCACUUCAAAAAUUAUUUCUAUCCUGUCAAAACGGAUUGUAAUUCCAUGGAGGUGAAGUUUCUUCAUUCUCUGUGUUAUGUGAAGUGCCUAAAGAUAUCAGGUUGGAGACUCGGGGAGGUCUCGUCGGAACCCAUGAAGGGAGGGAGCCUAACACUCUAUUUUCACUCCAUGUGGCGCAUCUGGCAACGGGAAUCGCAAGAGUCUCCUUGGUUUUGGAAGUUUCAGGUGCUCUUUGUCAGAAUUUGGGAUAGAGAGCAAAACAUGGCCUCAAUCGAUAAUCACAGCAGCUAUCCGGACGGCAUCAUAUGCCACAUUCUCUCUUUCCUCCCGACUAAGCGCUCAGUGGCGACCAGUGUUCUCGGAAAGAGAUGGAGGUUUUUAUGGGCCCAUGUACCCUGUUUGGAAUUCAGUGGAAACGAUUUCAGGAAAGAAGAUUUUGGGGAAGAAGAAACUCAAUCCUGGGACGAUUUCAUGAAAGAAGGAACACAAGCCUCGAACACCAUCCACGGGGUUAUAUUGCGGCACAAGGCAAAAAGAACUGAUUCUUUAACACUCUAUAACGUCUACUGCGACGAGUAUCAACUGGAGACAUGGAUUAAGAUCGCCAAAGACCGUAGUAUCCGGAAUCUUUAUCUUCAACUUGACCUUGAUACAAUCCCUCAAUCCCUCUUCAACUGCAAAACCAUUGUCGACUUGAAACUUGAUAACAAUAGAGCCCCACUCUCUGAUGUGGACAAUGUCUCUCUGCCUGGCCUCAAGAAGUUUUAUGUUUAUAAUGUUGUGUGUGAGAGUGAUGAUGCGCUUCCCUCGCUUUCUUUCCGGCUGUCCGUCACUCGAGGAGUUGAAUAUGGUAUUCAGGUGCCCUUUGUCAGAAUUUACAUGGAUAAAACCAAACAACCGAGUGGAAAGCGCCAAAAGCUUUCGAUUAGAGAGCAAAACAUGGGCUCGGCCGAUAGGCUGAGCAGCUUGCCGGACGAAGUCAUAUGCCAUAUUCUCUCUUUCCUCCCGACUAAGCGCUCAAUGGCGACCAGUGUUCUUGGAAAAAGAUGGAGAUUUCUAUGGGCCCACGUACCCUCUCUGCAUUUUGAUUUCAGGAAAAGAAGAACAAAAGCAUCGGACAUCAUCAACAGGGUUAUAUUUCGGCACAAGGCAAAAAGAAUGGAUACUUUAACACUCGAUUACGUCAACCGCAACGAGUAUCAACUGGAGAAGUUGAUUACAGCUGUCAUCGACCGUUGUCUCCGGAAUCUUUAUCUAUUUGACUUGUAUACAUUGCCUCCAUGCAUCUUCAACGGCAAAACCAUUGUCAACUUGAAGCUUGAUAUCUGUAGAGCGUCACUGCCUGCUGUGGAGAAUAAUGAUGAAGCCCUCCCUCACUUUCUUUCCGGCUGUCCGUCGCUUGAGGACUUGAAUAUGAAAUUCACAUCUGUGGAGAAGGGACCAUUUGAUUAUGAUUAUGAUUAUGAUUCUGUCAGCUGCAUAAAUAUAUCAUCACCCACAAUAAAGACGCUUAAGCUCCAUCUUGAGCAUUUGACCUGUCCAUCUAACCGUAAAUGUAAAUGUAGGAUGAUAUUAAAUGCCCCUGCCCUUAGGUAUCUCCAAGUGUAUGGCCAUGCUUUGGAGUGUAUAACAGUUCCUAUAACCAUGAUCUCCUUAUUUGAGGCGGAUAUCCGCUUACGAAGUUACAAUACCACGGUUGUGAAUUUUCUUCAGUGCUAUGUAACGUGCCUAGUGAUAUCAGGUUGGGAACUUAAGGAGUUUGUUCAAAGAGGAGUUGCUUGUUCAACCGUAAAGUUUGAUAACCUAACCAAACUUGAAAUCCGGUUUAACUUUGAAUGGAGUUUGCUUGUAAAGUUCCUUGAAAUUGCUGACAAUCUUGAAGUCCUUAUUGUGCCCUUUGUCAGAAUUUUCAUGGAGGAAACCAGACAAUCAAGUUUAAACUGCCAAAAGCUUUCGGAUAGAGAGCAAAACAUGGCCUCGAUCGAUAGGCUGAGCAGCUUGCCGGAGGACGUCAUAUGCCACAUUCUCUCUUUUCUCGAGACAAAGGACUCAGUAGCUGGAUGCGAUUUCAAGGAAGAAGGAACACAAGCCUCGGACAUCAUCCACACGGUUAUAUCACGGCACAAGGCAAAAAGAAUGGAUACUUUAGCACUCUAUCGCAUCAAAUGCAACGAGCAUCAACUGGAGACAUUGAUUACAACCGCCAUCGAGCGUAGUAUCCGAAAUCUCUAUCUUAAAGUUAAAUUCGUUACAGUCCCUCGAUCCCUCUUCAACUGCAAAACCAUUGUCGACUUGAUACUUUGUGUGAGUAGAGUGUCGAUUUCUGCUCUGGACAAUGUCUCUCUGCCUAGCCUCAAGAAGUUUUAUGUUUAUAAUGUUGUGUGCGAGAAUGAUGAAGCCCUCCCUCACUUUCUUUCCGGCUGUCCAUCGCUCGAGGAGUUGAAUAUGGCAGUCAUAUCUGAGGAAGAGGGACCAUUUGAUAAUGAUUUUGUCGGCUGCAUAAAUAUAUCAUCACCCACGAUAAAGAAGCUUAAGCUCGAUCUUUUCGAUUUGCCUUAUAGGAUGACAAUAAAUGCUCCGGCGCUUAGGUAUCUCGAACUGGAUGGCGAUGUCUUGGAGUGUAUAACAAUUCCUACAACCAUGAUCUCCUUAGUUGAAGCGGAUAUCGACUUACUAAAUUACAAUACCACUGUGAUGAAGUUUCUUCAUUCUCUGUGUUAUGUAAAGCAUCUAGUGCUAUCAGGUUGGGAACUUAAGGGGGUAUGUUUUUGA